This is a messenger RNA of Plasmodium cynomolgi strain B, 5046 nucleotides long. RefSeq lists its product as hypothetical. Bases 1 to 5046 code for a protein of 1681 amino acids. Gene Ontology annotation, biological process: protein import into nucleus. Gene Ontology annotation, molecular function: small GTPase binding. Gene Ontology annotation, cellular component: cytosol; nuclear envelope. The transcript has 3 exons. Lineage: Eukaryota; Apicomplexa; Aconoidasida; Haemosporida; Plasmodiidae. The record is from RefSeq and is a predicted model, not a curated record.
AUGGAGGGGGGGGAGAGUCGCCAGGCCCACAUGGGCCCAGGGAGUGGGUCGCAGGAACAUCCCGAAACGCAGGAACAUCUCGAAACGCAGGAGCAUCCCGAAACGCAGGAGCAUCCCGAAACGCAGGAACUUCCCGAAACGGAGGGAUCGAUUGCGCCGACUGCUGCGGUUCCCCCGCAAAGUGCUCAGGCACUCACCCCUGACCACCAGCAAAUCGUAGACGCGCUGUACGACACGUGGUCGAACGACCAGGAACGCAGAAAAGAGGCCGAGAGAGUCCUAAACGAAUACGAAAAGGAAGAGCAGUUCAUUCUCUACCUACUAGACAUAUGCUGCCUCACAGAGGUGCACAAUAAUGUGCGUAAGUUGGCUGUCAUUUACUCCAAAAAUUUGGUGAGUCGCUUCUGGAAUUGUAAGGAUCUUUUCCAUUUUAGUACCGAUAUAAAGAAAAUGGUCAAGGAGAAAAUUUUGGUUAUUCUAGCCAACCGGAGUACCGUGAGCUACUACUACAAGGAGUUCUCACUCCUUCUGAGGAAGGUGGCUAGAUAUGAGUUGGUGCAUAAUUUCCCCCAGCUGCUGCAGUUCUUCCUUCAGGAGUUGAGUACGCAUGGGGGGAACCCAAACAGCUUCGGCACCCCUGGCCCUUUCGACUGUCUCCCCACCGUGGACAGCCUGUCCAGCCUAUACACGUACAUGUACCUGCUGUACAAGGUGCUCCGGGAGCAGUACAGUAAGAAGCUGCUAAAAGAUAAGAAGGAAACCUACCUCAUUUCACAACAGUUUAUCGACUGCCUCUACCCCAUUUGGGAAAAUAUCUUGAACGUAUAUUUUCAGUGCAGCCUGAACGAGGCGUGUAUGUGUGGCAGUGAAGGGACGUGCAAUAAGUGCUUUGGGGAGUACAGCGCUGUGAUGGAGCUUGAGGGGAAGCUCACGUUCGAGCGGAAGGUGGAGCGCGCUCAGAAGGUGGCGUUCGAUCAGAAGCUGACGUCCGAGCAGAAGGUGGAGUGCGCUCAGAAGAUGACGCUCGCGCCGAAGAUGACGCCCGCGCCGGGUGUGAGUUGCGCCGAAUGGGUGCCCGUCGAGGGGGGCGGGUCCAGUGACGCGCAUUACGCGGGGGAAGCGUCCGCAGGGGGAAGCGACGCCUACUGCUGCCGCUUUAACGCCGAAAGCGACAAAAAGGUGAGGAUCCUUAAAUUCGUGGACAGCGUUCUGCUUAACCUGAUUAUUAGUAGAGAUGACGUUCAGAGGGAGCGGGGGAGAAUCUACCCCUCGGGGGAGGGUCGCCUACAGGGUGGUCGCUUCCAUGAGGGUGGUCACCCCAAACCGGAUGAUCACUCCCAACCGGAUUAUCACCCCCAACAGGAUGGUCACUCCCAACCGGAUGGCCACCCCCAACCGAGUGAUCACCCCCAACCGGAUGGCCCCCCCCAACCGGAUGGAGAGUGCGCCCUGCGAAAGAAGACCUUCCUACAGUGCCUGGCCAAUAAAACUAUCUUCUACCUCAAGUUUGUGCGGAGGGAUUCACCGCUGUACUAUCUGAAAUAUUUGAAAUUCCUGCUGAGUAGCUUCCUUCACAUUAUUGAAUUUCAGAGUGCCUUACAUGAGUAUAUAAAAAAAGAUAUCACGGAGCAGUUUAUCUGCCUUUUCUUAAAGAAGCAUCUAAGUAAAGAUAUAUACAUAAACAGUGACUGCUACGAUGUCAAAUUUUUUGAUAUUAUUAAUACAUGUAUUGUAAUUCUAAGGAGUUUGUUCUACCAUUUCUGUCUAAGUCAAUACAACCUAAUCAAACAAAAAAAAGUGAGAGAGAAUUACCUAACAGUAAAAAGUAUGAUUAAUAAUCAAAGUACCUUUUGCGAUACGUUUACUGAAAAAACGGAUCUAGAAACAAAAAUUAUUAACACUGUUGUGGUGAAUAUUAACAACCUGGAGAGUGAAAACAAAAAAGGGAGAGUAAAUAAAAAUUAUACCUUUAGGGAUAUACUGACUUAUAUACGGGAGGAGGUAAAAUAUGCACUGACUAGUGACGAUUAUAUUUUAAUGCAUAAUCAGAAGGCUCUUGAAAUAUUCGAAUUUUUGAGAACGCAUUGUAUUAAUAUGUCUACUGAACAAAUUAUGGAUAUCGUGCUGAACGUUAAGGACAAGGAUGGACAUGUAGUGGAAGAAAAUAUGUUCUACUCCUCUGCAAGAGAAUGUAUUAUCGAAAUCGCAUCUGAGCCUUUUUUGUUUUCAAUUUUUAGUCACUUUUUUGAGCCCUUAAUUAAUUCUCUACAUAAUUAUGUUCAUAUGAUUAAGUCCGUUCCGGACAAGUUGAAGGAUCUACAGGUUCCAGAAUUUUCUGAAUCCAUUAUUGAGUUGGAUGGAUACUUAAAUAUUUACUACUUGUUAUAUUCAUCUCUACAUAAAAAAAUAAAAGCAGAGCAUAUCCUUUGCAUGAUUCAGUUUUUCACUGACUAUUUGUCGAUUGAGUUUACUCACCCCUUAGUCAGUUACCGAAUUGCUUUAAUAUUAAAAGUGUGGAUUAAAAAUUACAAGGCUUCCUUUCCCUUCAUUGAUGAAGUGACUGUUCUCAUUUAUGAGAAUAUCCGUUUGCUGUACAUGCACUUAUCUCCCAAGUGUGUUGUGGGUUCUUUGCUUCGAACGAGACCCUCAUCAUCAUGUGGCUUGGGCGAGAGGGACGCUCCUCCCCCGGAAAACCACUACGCCGCUAUGUCGUUCAACUUCCUCCCUCUCGUCUGCUUCAAAUUUGUUUGCUUGUUUAACUACAUAUUUAAGUAUGAGUAUGUGUACGAGAACUACGACUUUAUUAACGAGAUUCUGAUCGCCUACCCAAAGAGCAUCCAAAAAAUCCUGCAGAUCCUCAGCCACAUCGUCUUCAUCAGCAACAAAGAAAAGGACAUAACCAUUUUUAAGGAUAAUUACAAUUUCCUUCUGGACCUCUACAAGAGCAGCAACCUUUCCAUAAAGGAAUACAUGCUUAACAUCCUCGUGCAGAUACUGAACAAGAAUUACGAGUUUGGCUGUGGCCUGAUGGAGUUCAUCCCCCAAGGAGGCCGAGGACGCCACGAAGUAGCUACCGGCUCUGCUAACAUAAACACUCGUGGUGAUGAAAACCACAGCCAGAGUGGCCCCCCCCACGGUUAUUACCCCCCCCAUGGGGGUGUUCCCAACAAAGGGGGCGAAGAUUACGUACUAUUUCACUUCAGCUUAGACGUAAUAGCAUAUACCAUACUGGGGAGGAAAGGUAUCGAUCAGGUUUCUCACCCAGGUGAAGGUAGACAGUACCUUCUGGACCUGCGCGCUCUCCCCCCGUGCGGAGGAGACAACUACUACUCCGUUCCGCAGCUAACCAACGAAGUAAAUUUGUAUGUAGACCAAACCAUUAGCGAUAGCUUCUACACCCUGUGGUUGUGCAAUUUGAAAAUCAUCUCUAAAUUAUUUUCCGCAAAGAAUGAGGAGAUAAUCAAGAGAGUGUGUUCUUUGUAUGUACGGACGGUCCACGUGAUAAGCGAGCACUUUAAGAGGAAGGCUUCAAAAGAGACGACGCACGAAAUGAGCAGCUCCUGCUUUGAUGUCCUCAUGGAAUACAUGUGUCUGUUCAUCCUUCACGAGACUCACACUUUUUACUUAACAUACGAAUCAGUCUCGACCAACGUGCUGACUAACGAAAUUUUGAAACCUCAAUUGCUAGCUAUUGUUAGAAAUAACUUUACCCUGGAUGAUGAAGGGAACACGGAGAGAUGCAUCUACCUUCUACACGUCUGCAUGGGGUUGUAUAAAAACAGACUGAAGGAUGACAUGCCCAUUCUUUACAUAUAUGUAACAAAUUUUGUGAUCAUAUAUUUACUGAAGGUGGUGUUGAAGUACAUGGAGAAGCUCUUCCCUGUGUAUACAUGCUUUGAGGGGUCUCCCAGGGGGGGUAGGAGCAGCGAGAGGGGAAGCGAAAGGGAAAGUGAAAAGGGUAGCACAGGGGCUCUGCACGGAGAGAGGGGCGGAGGGGAGAUACGUGGCGGAAGCCUCCUGCAGGGGGAGAGACACCGCGGAAGCCUCCUGCAGGGGGAGAAGCCCGCAGAGCUGCUCUCCCAAGCAGAGACACACGCAUCGAAGACGGAUAAGGAAGGUGCAACCCACCACAAAUGCAUGACGCAUAAUAAAAGGCAAACGAAGUACAUAUACGACAAUGUGGUGUCCUAUCAGCGUGAAGAAAUUUUCGAUACCCACUUUGGCAUCCUACAGAGUGAUUUGAAGCAACUUCUAGGGAUGGAAUACCUAAAGGACUACGACCUUGGAGAGGCUUUCAAAAAUUACAACUUCAACACAGUCAACGAGGAUAAUUAUCCCUAUGUGAACAAACACACGGUGCUUACACUGAUAGCUAUUUUAUCACUAGACGAAUCGAAUCUCCUCCAUUAUAUUUUAAUUUGUUUCCUAGUGUACUUUCGAAUUAAUGUGCCACUGUUCCUCUCCUCCAUCUUUUAUCAAGCCCAAUACAUACACAACAAGAGUGUCAUGAUGGCAUUCCUUCUGUUCAUUUAUGUACUCACAGAGAAUUACCUUUUUCGUGACUUUGUACCCUCCCUUGUUAGAUCCCAUUUACCAACCACCUGUAGUAGUAGCACCCCCUACCUGGAAGGACUCCUCUACGACAGGAACAAACAUGCUGAUUUGUUCGCCUGCACAAGGGAGGACAACACAUUUCUCAUCAUACAACUCCUUAAGCUGAUUAAUACAGUGCUGAACACGAGGAGGGAUAUUUAUAUUGAGAAGAAGAAUAUCCUGCACUUGAAUACCGUUUCGUCCAACUUGAGCGCAACGAAAAUGUAUCACUCCGCUGGCUACAACUGCGUCAUGCGCGGAGUGCUCAAGUACGACGACCUCCCGGGCGUGUGCAACAGAGCCCUCGAUAACGUCCUGACCUUCCUGCGGGACGUGAAGGACCUGGACGACGGGAACGCGACAAGCGCCAUUGUUAACUACUUGCGGGAAAACGUGGAGGGCAUGAACGUCGCCCUCGUCGACAUGUACAAGAAGUACUUGGGUUAUCAAUAG